Molecule: messenger RNA, 780 nt
Organism: Plenodomus lingam JN3
Lineage: Eukaryota; Fungi; Ascomycota; Dothideomycetes; Pleosporales; Leptosphaeriaceae
Source: RefSeq, a predicted model, not a curated record
AUGCAAGAUGCAAAGCCAUGUUGGACCACCGCAUGUCUCUCCGAAUGGCCCACUUUCACCAUGUGUGCAUGUUGGGUAGUUGGCUUGGUCGGGAAGUUCAAAGUUGUGGUGCGUCUGUAUAUAGUACGAGCCCAAGCUACGUUGAGCCUGACCUAUGCACUCGCAGCGUCCACGGCACUUGGUCUUCCUCGAGCUCUCCACGCUGCAGUUCGCAAUCUGGAUUCUGUGUUUGAUAGGCUAGGAUGGUGUGAAACGUGCCAUGUUAUUCUCAUCCGGGGGCGGAGGCCCACGGCGACAACGGUACCUACCCAGCACAGCCUCUCAGCAUCCAAGGGCGCAGCAACGGUCCAAACAGCCAGCCUCAACGAGUGGUGUUUCUCGACGACAACGUACAAGGCUCCGUACUACUGUGUCUCUACCUUGGUCUUGGUCUUGGUCGUUUGGCCCUCGAGCUCCCUGGAGCCUUCGCCGACGUCUCUGACAGUUGACUACCGUGCUACCUUGCGUAUUGGUCUUGUUUUGGCGACUUGUUUCUUCUUCUUUCCGCUCGCAUACGACAACGUGCCUUGGGCGAGUACCUACCACGCCCUCGUGAAGCAGACGAAGCACGCAGGAGUUCGGCAGAAAAGAGGUGGUCGUCGCACUGGGCCUUUCGAAGCGGCGACUCAAGGGUCGGUUGAGUACCGCGCCCCAGCAGCCUUCGUGAGCGCUUCUCAGACCGCGCUUUACUUGCGAGACUGGAGGCUGCAUGCGAAGCCCUUCCUCCUAGACAAAGGCUGA